AUGGAAGAAUUUAAUGUUUUUAUUGAGAAGAUGGAGUUGUUAGAUCCUCUGCCUCUUGGUAGGAUCUUUACUUGGUAUAGGUUAGAUGGUAAGGCCAUGAAACGUUUGGAUAGAAUCUUACUUUUGAGAGGGUUGUUGGAGGCUUGGAAGGUGGGUGGGUUGGUAGCCGGUCCUAGGGAUCUUUCGAACCAUUUCCCCAUUUGGUUCAAAAGUAACUCCUAA
Messenger RNA from Lathyrus sativus (Indian pea), 222 nucleotides. The record is from the annotation of a GenBank genome assembly. Lineage: Eukaryota; Viridiplantae; Streptophyta; Magnoliopsida; Fabales; Fabaceae.